GUCAGCGCACAGUGGUUUCCUCGUUUGACAGCAGGGGCUUGUUUUACAGCACAAAACAACAAGGAUGAAGAUUCCUAUGGACGAUGCGGCAACAGAGAUAAUCGAGUUUAGCUGAAAGGCCAUCAGCUUUAUCUCUAUCUCCCGGUGUGCGCUCCGAAAUUAACGCCAGGCAAUUUGAAUAUCGACUCAACUGCAGAUGAAUGUCGGUGCCUUAGCUAAGUGCCCCUGCAUUUGUUGUUGUUAGCUGCUAAUGCUAACCAUAUAAGUUGCGAGCUAGCUGGCCUAGCAAGCUAAUAGUUAAAGCGAGGAACAGAUAAUUAGCCGCAUAUGUUUGAUUUACUUAAUGCUGUCCGACGAGUAAACUCGGCGUUGUGUAGCUGAUGGAGCCAGUUAACCUUGGCUUCAUUUGUUCAAGAACUGCAGCUUUGGUUAAGUCUUUAAAGUACCAACCGUAGUAGUUAGUUACCUAGCUAGUUAGCCUGCCAGUUAGCCACCACUAUCUUCGGAAGAAUGAGUAGAAAACACCGUCACUUUAAAGGAGCCGAAGUCAGCUGCUGCGUAAAAUACUUUUUAUUUGGAUUCAACAUUUUAUUCUGGUUACUAGGAGCUGCAUUCUUGGGCAUAGGCCUGUGGGCAUGGGCGGAGAAGGGCGUGCUGGCCAAUCUGUCAACCAUUACAGACCUAGGGGGCUUCGACCCUGUGUGGCUCUUCAUCGUCGUAGGAGGGGUCAUGUUCAUCCUGGGCUUUGCUGGCUGUAUUGGAGCACUCAGAGAGAACACUUCCCUGCUCAAAUUUUUUUCCGUGUUCCUGGGUUUGAUCUUCUUCUUGGAGCUCACUGCGGGGAUCCUUGCCUUCGUCUUUAAGGACUGGAUCAAAGACCAGCUCAACUUUUUUAUCAACAAUAAUGUCAAGGCCUACCGCGAUGACAUAGACUUGCAGAAUCUCAUUGACUUUGCCCAGGAAUAUUGGUCGUGCUGCGGAGCUCACGGGCCCGACGACUGGAACCUGAACAUCUACUUCAACUGCACUGACCUGAACCCCAGUAGGGAACGCUGUGGAGUCCCCUUCUCCUGCUGUGUCAAAGACCCGGCCGAGGAUGUGAUCAACACGCAGUGUGGUUAUGAUGUUCGGCUUCAAGGGGACCUGGACCGGCAGAAAUAUAUCCAUACCAAGGGCUGUGUGGGACAGUUCGAGAAAUGGCUUCAGGACAACCUUAUCAUUGUAGCUGGAAUCUUUGUUGGUAUUGCACUUUUGCAGAUUUUUGGUAUCUGCCUUGCUCAAAACCUGGUGAGUGAUGUCAAAGCUGUCAAAGCCAACUGGUGAUAGGAGAGCUGAAGUGAGGGAGACACCCUGCCCCUUAGGCCCAGCCAGGUCAACACAGCACACAAAGAGUCCUGCCCGGCUGAGGACGGAGAGCCGACAACCUUCAACGCUGUCUUCUUUGCCGUUGAGCUAAGCAGCACAUUCACACUCUCACACUUGCAUACGUGCAGACACAAAGAGUUUACUUCCCUGUUUAUCAGUGACACUUGAAUGAGGAAAAGAAUAUCCCACACAAACCAAACAGUCAACACUUUGUCUGCUGGGAUUUUAACCCAAAUAUACAGAGGACGGUCCUGCCUACUUCAUAGUUAGAUUCUUUUUUUUCUUUUUUUUCUUUUUCUGAUUUUUGUUCUUUGGACAAGUGUAUGUAUGGGGCGCAGUUGCACAAGAACUCCUGUCAACUGGGAGAUUGGAAGCCAUGGAUGAAACAAAACAAAAAAAGACAGUAAGUCAAGCGUUGCAUUGUCACAGAGCCUCUGUCCACUCAGCGAGGGAUUGAACACCUCCGCCUACAACAUGCUUGUCCCCACUUCCUUCUGUAGGGAAUCGUGGGUGGCUGGCCAGUCGGCUAACAAAUGCAUUGAUUCCUCUUGUGUGUCGUUUUUCUCUCCCAUGGUGACCUUUUUAUGACCGCUGAAAAGACUCUGAACACUGGCUGGUCAAAUCUGCAACUUCAAACCAUUUCAGGGGAUUUCAAUUCUAACUCAAAAUGUAAGAAGUGCCAUUAAUUUCCUGUGAUAUCUUUGUCUCCUUUCUGAUCUUUACAUGGAAUUUCUGCACCCCGCCCCACAAUACCUCAGGGCCUGGCCGAAAAGAUAUGCUUUCUGCCACCGGUUAAAAGCAUAUCUAUUUUUUUCCAUCCAUGUCUGUUGAAUUUAGAUGGACUAACUUAAUGCAGAAAACACUGACAGAUCCUCGAAAGUCACCCUGUUUGCCCUGCAGUGAUUGUAUUAUCCGUUGAUUUACUGAAGGAUGUUGUAUUGUAUUAUAUGGGAUGGCCUGGUGUGGUUAGGAUCGUAGGACUAGGCUAUACAGGGAAAUGGGUUUAAUGAUAGUUGAGAUUGUUUAUCUCUGAGCAUCCCUAAGGCACAUGGGAUUGCUGGUUUUGGGCCUUUUUUACUUGACUUAUGUUACCACAUUUGUCUUAUAUUUUGUCCUAUAUUGAAAUAAGAAUAUUUGUCUGUUUAUAGAUGUCCUUUAUUCAUCCUUUUAUUUCCUGUCCUUUCAUAGGCACACAUUUUCAUUCUGGGUUCAUUGUUUGACUUCACCAGGCACCCGUUUUACCUCUGACAGUCAACUGCGAAAUAGCUUCUUAUUGUUGACCAAAUAAUAUCAGCUGGCCACAAGCGAACUGCCAAGGUUUUGUCUGGCUACAAUUGUGAUUUUAUUAGGAAUGCCGGGAAAAAAGAAAUAGCAUUUCUAGAUAGCCAAAAUGUGAAUUUAUUGUCCCUUUUUAUGUGGGAAAUGCCAGUUGAAAUGAGAAGUCAAACGCAAAUUAAAAAUGUUUAUAAUAUCGCUUUUUUAUCUUUUAAUUUAAUGCCGCGUCUUUUGUUUGGACUGGUUUUUAAAUAGAAUAGUAAAAACACGCUGUUACCUUUUUCGAUAUUAGCAAAAGCCUCAAUAUAUAACAUGAAUGCUGCUUUAACGUUUAUUAGAUUAUUGAUAACAAGCUAACAACAAGUCUAACAUGAUGGCAUUUAAACAAUUUGCUAUGUUGUUAUUGUUUCCAGGCUGAGAAAAUAUUCUGAUUAUUUGUUCUUUCUCAAGUUUACAAUUUGUACUCAUGUCGACAUUUGUUGUUAAUUAUCCAAAAAAUACUUUUGGAUUCCAUCAUACAGUUAGUCGCCCUCACAGCUUGUCAUCUUCGUUCAUGAUCUUCGCGACACGAUAUCGUUUCUGAUCAUAUGACUGGGUUGACUUGAUACUUUUGUACAUUUCUGUCUGCAUUUGACCACUACAGUUGUUUCUGGUUGUAGCAGUAUCCUUCAGAUACACAGCAUAGGCAUGAUUUGGGUGGGGUUUACCAGGCCAUAUACAGACACACUCAGACCAACAACAAAAAGAAUGUCUUGGAUUGCAAUGCACAGAAGUUGAAAGAUGAGUAGCAUUAAUAUUCUGUGAGCAGUACACCAAAGCUGUUCCUGCUUCACGGAGUCUGUCUGUAGAAUAUAGAUAUGUAUUGGCUAUAUAUAUAUGGAGCUCGUUCAGUAACGGCACCUUAUGAUCUGCUGUGCUCACAUGUUGCUUUCACCCACAUGCUCCCUCUUCAAAACACUACCUGAUCUGACUGCACCGGUUUCAAAGCCUGUCAUUUUUAUGUAUUUUUACACACGGCUUGUUUUGAAAAAAGAGAAACGCAACACAAUUAUUUGAAUUUAGGUGUCAUGAAUGUGCAACUCGAAUAGAUCCAGAGGAGGAGCACAACGCAUCUUAUUGACUUCUCUCAGUUGAAAUGGGUGAGUUUGCAUAGGCGAGGCUCAUUCUUCUCAGCGCUGUAGUAAUCAGUGAGUUAGAGCCUCAAGCAAUGUGAGAAAACAGACAUUUUUUUUCCCACCCCUUUCAGAUCAAAUGUAGAAACAUUUACAGGAUAAAGCGCAACUUACAGCUGCCUGAUAUAACAUGAUUUCUCUCUGUUUAUUCUAAAUGUGUGUGUGUGUGGGCUUCUUUGAUUUCACUAACUGUUGUAUAUCAAUUUGUCCCCACCCAAGUCUAGAAGAUCAGGAUGAAACCAGUGUUUAUUUUCUCUCCAUACCUUUUCUAGCUUAAUCUUUUGAAAAGUAGGUUGAAACGGAUGAUGUGUGAUUAAUUAGUUCAACAAAUCUUUGAAGUUUUAACACUUUUCUUAAAUCACCCUUAAUUGGAAGUGUCUGCUCAGAGUCUUGGACACCCCUUUCCCCUCAUAACAAAAAAAAAACACAAACCCCUCUGCUUAUGCAUGCGAGACGAUUCUAUGUGGUACAUGAUAAAAUGGUGUGCUGCUGCCUUUUGAGUGAUUCUGAGGAUCUGGCUGAAGGCAGUUGGAUGCCACGGGGGUGUCAGUUCUGCUGCAGUACAGAGCUACAGCUCUUAAACAAAAAGCACUCCUGCUCUAUCUCUGCAGCCACCACUGUGUCUGGAUGGAUAUGCCAGUAAUCAGAUAGUAACCUUGGUAAUAAGGACAAUAAUGCCAUAAUAAUCUGUUAUAGCAGUGUGGCUUUAAUAUACAUAUACUCUACAAAGGUGACUUUCUGGAGUAUGUAUGUUUGUUUUUAACAGCGUUGGGUGAUUCUGGUUUUUGUAUUCUUGUAUUAAUGCAGGGGAAAGGAGGAGGGAGAAAACAAUGCUAAUUAUGCUUUGUCCUGUAUUGUAAUGGCCUUGCAUUAUGAAACGCCCUCUUAAUUUCUCUGCUGUCCCUGUGGGCAGUUAAAUCAUUCCCAAGGAGGAGCCUUACGCAUAGGAUGAAUGUAUAAGUCUGUAUCAGCACGGACCUACUGCUCCACGCUCAGUCAGACAUUCUUGGUCCCCUUGUACAGUGCUAUGCACAAGACAAGUGAAGCUUAGGAAUGUGAAAUAAAGUGUUGUCUUUACUUCUAGAUGUCAUUCUGUUAUUUUAUUUUUUUCUUUUUGUUUUUUAUUUGCUCUAGUGAGCAUGACAGCAGAUGAGCAUUCCAUUUCUUCUGUUUGCAGGUGUGUGUGCAGACCUUAUAUGCAAUCACAAAGAAUUGAAAUCAUCAGAAACAACCAGUUAAACCAUGUUUUAAUUCUCAAUCUCUUCUUCAGUAGCUUUAAACAAUGUGGAUGAUGAAGAUUUUGUCCAGGUUUUGAUAAUUCUUUGUUGAUUAUAAAACAUUUUGCUACAUGUGCAUUUAUGAAUGGUUUGACUUAACUUUAAAAAACAAAAAUCCUUUAUGCAUAUAAAUACAAAGUCAUUGUCACUAUCCUGUGAUUCUUUUCAAGCUUUGACAUCUGCUAAUGUCAUCAUUUCUCUGGAUUUCUUUUCUUACACAAGUGAGCAGCACAUGAGACAUUUGUAGGGCUGUACCGAAUAGUUCGAAGCUUCGUUCAUAACGUUGACCAGGCGGUUCUCAUGAACCAUUCGUACAUAUAGCUACGAAAAGUAACGCACUCUAACUCGUAUUCCACAUAUUUAUUGCUGCAUGGACUACAUUGACUGCAGCUGUAUAGGAGCGAUGUGGUCCACAGUAGAGGAUGGAUACCCGAGCCCAACGGGACCCAACGGGUAUGGACAGAUAUUUAGAAAUGAGGUUUGGGUUCGGGUCGGGCUCGGUCACAUCAGCGCGAUAAGACAUUGAACAUUUAAAAUUUAAAACCGCUUAUAAUGUAGGUAGCCAAUGGGCUACUGGGUUUUACUUGAUGCAAAGGUUCGUUUUUGUAAUUAAAAUAAAUUUAAAAUAUGAGAAAAAAAAAUGAGAUUUUAACUGUCGGGCUCUGACAUAAAUAUCUUAAUGCCUGUCGGGCUCGGGUCGGGUUUUUCGGACAGAAAAAUGCGGCCCGAGCCGCACUCUCGUCCACAGGGCUUUUAAGAGGGGGGUGGAGUUGUGUCCCUGGGGGAAAAAACAAGAUUUGCAUCGUAACACUUAACAUGCGUUCCCUGGGUGAAAGUCUUGUGUUUUCUAGGGGUACUAUGGGGACUGGUGUUUUAAUCCAAACCACACUCUUAUUUCUAAUCUGAACUAGUCGUUUUGGUGCCUAAACUAAACUGUCGCCGGCGCAUGACGAUCACCUUUUGUCGGCCCAACUCAACUGCAACUGCUUAAACAAGCGGACCUCACGGUGCUCGGUUCCCGGCUCACCGUAACAUUUUCUCAGCUAAAUGUAACUGUAAAGACAGCUUAUCGUAACUGGUUGUCACAUGAGUAGUUUGGUAGGUUAUCAUACCCAUUGUUGUGCAUACGUUUUCAUACGAUAUCGUUCAAACUCGAUCAUGAGAAUGCAAAUUCUAAAUGUAACCUUUGAAUGCUGCGCAGCUUUUUUGUUAGUUUUGCUUGUCUAUUCAUUCUGUUUAUGAAUGUCAUGUCUGCACAGUUGCAGAUAAAGAUGAGGCUACACUAAUAUUACGAGUGUUAUACUAUUUGUAGAAUUAGAUGCUAGUGGUGUCUGCGUCGGAUUGUUUGUUACUUGUGUGAUCCACACAUUUCCAGUAAUUCCAGAGCGUUGUUCCUGUCGUAGCAUAAUUUUGCUAUAAGCCUAAGGGUGCCUUAUUUCGUUGAAUUAGCCCGUUGCCUGACGAAACUGGUGUUAUAUUUAUUAAAGAAAGUUGAUUUAAUAAAAAAAAAGACUAAUCAUUUAAUCCAAUGAAUCCCUUUUAUUUAAAUUAAGGAUUUUGUUAGAGGAUUUUUUUUUUUUUAGGCCGAUGUCAUAAAAUAUGACAACAGACAUACAAAGCUUAAUUCCAAAACCUCAAUAGAAGCUUUGAAUCCAACAAAAACAUUAUAUUCGGUACAGCCCUAUUCACAAUCUUUGUGUGCAGACGCUGGUCUUGUCAGAGCACAGAGGAGCAGCAUAGUUGAAAAAAAUUAAACCGCAAUAUCGCAGUUGUUAGUACUGAUAUUUCCAUACCAGUUUGUGAUUUGAACAAGAAGACGCAAUCUGACUGGAACACAAAAGCGUUUUAAGUUGAAGAUGGGUUUACAGUUUUAGUAUUUAACGAUCUUUUAGCCACACAGAAACCACUAUGAAUAUCCAUUUGUUCAGCUGGGCAACAAGACCAGUUUUCUCAGUUUUACUUACAGUCUGUAAGUACAGUUUUUAGUUGUCUCGAUUUCAGCGUACAACAAAGAAAACCAUGUGAUCUAUCCAUUCUCUCAGUUUAGACCUGUCCACUCGGAUGGGUAGCCUUGUAAAGAAAUGUUGUAAAUGAAAACUGUGGGACAUUGUCUGUUACACUGUACAUUGUGUUAAAAUAUGCCUCUUUCAUAUAUUAAAGGAUUUAUGAUAA
Perca fluviatilis (European perch) is the source of this 7261-nucleotide messenger RNA. RefSeq names its product tetraspanin 17 (gene tspan17). Gene Ontology annotation, cellular component: membrane. Lineage: Eukaryota; Metazoa; Chordata; Actinopteri; Perciformes; Percidae. The transcript has 8 exons. Gene Ontology annotation, biological process: protein maturation; protein localization to plasma membrane; regulation of vascular endothelial growth factor signaling pathway. Bases 511 to 1323 code for a protein of 270 amino acids. The record is from RefSeq and is a predicted model, not a curated record.